Messenger RNA from Schizosaccharomyces cryophilus OY26, 889 nucleotides. RefSeq names its product LYHRT protein. Gene Ontology annotation, molecular function: DNA binding. Gene Ontology annotation, cellular component: nucleolus. The coding region runs from base 117 to 707 and encodes 196 amino acids. The transcript has 2 exons. NCBI's taxonomy places the organism in Eukaryota, Fungi, Ascomycota, Schizosaccharomycetes, Schizosaccharomycetales, Schizosaccharomycetaceae. The record is from RefSeq and is a predicted model, not a curated record. Gene Ontology annotation, biological process: rRNA processing; negative regulation of transcription by RNA polymerase II.
CGUAUAUCGAAAAUUUUUCUUUGCUUAUUCCACACACUUGCAAACAGCAACUUGACACUAGUUACAAGAAUCAUUUGAGAAAAGUCAAGAAAAGCAACUAAUAAAGAAGUAAAAAUAUGGUUUCUUUUUGCUGUGAAGUUUGUCAAGAUAUUGUGAAGAAGCCAAAACUCGAUCAACAUCGUUCUCGUUGCCAUGGAGCAUACUUCACGUGCAUCGACUGCAAUACGACUUUUGACGGGACUGAUUAUCGUUCUCACUCUUCUUGUAUGACAGAGGCACAGCGAUAUCAGAAGGGCCUUUACCGUCCAACGAAAAAAGAACUGAAAAAAACAAAUCAGCAAAGUAAAAGUAUAAACGGUAAUGCUCCUGCUGACAAGAAUGGCACCGAAAUAAAAGAAACACCAGAGUCCAAGGAGCAAGUUUCCUCUCCUUCAAAGAAGCGGUCGUCUUCCUCUGAUGAUUCUUCGGAAGAGAAAGGUAAGAAGAAAAAGAAACCAUCUUCCGGCGAUAAGAAUGCCUCUCCCAUCGAGCAAAUGCUCUCGCUGUGCGAAAAGGAUGGAAAGGAGUCUCUAUACAAGCUUGUAAAGAAGCAUAACAAAAAUGCUUCUAAGGAGAAGACAUUGGAAUUAAAGGAUAUUAUGAAACAACUCACAGUAUCCAAAGAUGCGAACGGCGUUUACUUGCUUAAUGCUGUAUCUACAGAAUAAGAAAGUUACAAAAAAAAGUGCAAGCAAUGAGAACGGGUGCUUGUUCAAGGUAAUUAAAUUAGGAACUUACAAAAAUUGGGAUUAGAGGAAUGGAUUACAAUAGAAAAAGGAUUUCAGGCUGGAGGCAUACCACCCCAAAAGGGAGAAGCUACUCAAUUUUGCCCGUAAAGUAUCAUUUAUUG